CUGUAUUGGCGUUAAUACGGCAUCACGUUCCGGUCAGGUAAUAGCCACCGGAUAGAUACGACCGUACUGCAGUUUUCGUACGACCAUACGUACGUCCAGACUACGGUUUUUCAAUUCGCACCAUCGAUCGUUCGCCGCCUGUUAAACUCUUCCUGUUGCUGCUGCUGCUGCUGUUAAGUACAACUGUCGUCGUUGCUUCUUCACGUGUUUGCCGAAAGUCGUGGCCAGCUACCGAGUUACGGCUCGUCCCUGGACAGAAAUUCAGAAGUCAGCAAAAUUGUGAUUUUUAUUUGUCGUUUGUUCGUGAUCUCGACGAACGUUCGUCGGCCGAUCAUUUUCAUCAGCUGCUGAAGGAUGGUGAUUCGACUGGAAACACGUGCCUGCUGAUACCAGUACACAACGUGAGAUCUGCAGCUAGAAUCUACUCUGUGUCAUAGAACGGACGGAAGAAGACGUUUGUCGCGUGGCAUGAUCCAUUUACGGAUGAAGUUAUUUGGAUUCACAAGUUCCAUGAAAAUGAAAUAUCUAAUCGUGUUAGUAUGUUCUCUGUUGGGAUUUCUCGAACUCGCCAACACUCUACCCCAAGGUGCCACCGAGUACGAAGACAUGUCCUUUUGGCUAAAAUCUGGCCAAGAGAAUCUUCGAAGAAAUUUGGCUUAUCGGAAUAACGUAAAUCGCGCAAAAAAUGUAAUUAUCUUUAUCGGUGAUGGCAUGGGAAUAUCCACUAUCACAGCUGGUCGAAUAUACAAAGGCCAAGUCGAAGGUAAUACCGGCGAAGAAUACAAAUUGGCUUUUGAAAAGUUCCCUAACACUGGAUUCGCCAAGACGUAUAACACUGAUAAACAAGUACCUGAUUCAGCCGGAACAGCCACCGCAAUAUUUUCCGGUGUUAAAUGCCGAUACAAGGUUAUCGGAUUGGAUACCAGAGCUUCGUUUAAUCACUGUAACAAGCAAGUCAAUCAAAUAAGCAAACUUACAACUAUAGCAGAUUGGGCGCAACAAAGUGGUAUGGAUACUGGAUUCGUAACGACUACUAGAAUCACACAUGCUACUCCAGCUGGAUUAUACGCUCAUACGAAUAAUCGUGAUUGGGAAUGUGACACCGCGAUACCGCAACAAUAUAAAGGCUGUGUAAAGGAUAUUGCGAGACAACUAAUCGAAGACGCACCGGGAAACAAGUUUAAGGUAAUUAUGGGUGGUGGAGCGCAACAUAUGGGUUUACCAAUGUCUGAGCCAAUAGAUCCCGAUACAUGCGUCAGAGGAGACGGGCAAAAUUUAGCGACCGUAUGGACUGAAAAUAAUCCAAAGGGGAAACUAGUGACUGAUACCGAGCAGCUCCUCUCUAUUGAUAUUGCUAACACGUCGAAAAUUCUUGGAAUUUUUACACCUAGUCAUCUCCCUUAUCACACCGUGAAGACGAAUCGAACGCCAACUUUGGCUGAAAUGACUCAGCAGGCUCUCCGUUUGCUUCGAAAGAAUAACAAUGGUUUCUUCUUAAUGGUGGAGAGUGGAAGAAUCGAUAUGGCUCAUCACCACAAUUAUGCUCAGCUAGCGAUGCGAGAGUUGUCAGAACUCGAGGAAGCGAUAUUGGUUGCAUUGCAACAAGUUAAAUUAGAAGAAACAUUGGUGAUCGUAACUGCAGAUCACUCACACGCGUUUUCCAUCAAUGGUUAUCCGAAUCGAGGAAACGAUAUCCUUGGUUUUGCCAAUGAUCCAAAGAAGACAAAUAUACAGCCCUACGAAACACUUAGUUACAUCAACGGUCCAGGCUUUUAUCAUCAUAGGCGAAACGACAGUCACGAUGUCAACGAAACAUGGAUCCACGUCGAUCAAGAUAAGACACGCAAUGAUCCAUAUUAUACUCAUAUGGCUGGUGUAUACUUGGAGGAUGAAACACACGGUGGCGAAGACGUUGGAGUCUACGCGAUAGGUCCCUACUCUCACUUGAUCCGCGGUACUUUCGAGCAAAAUUACAUCGCUCACGUAGUAGCGUAUGCGGCAUGUUUCAAAAACUGGCCAUCCCACUGUGACCAAGCUUACAAUCGUUAUUUCUACGAAUUAAGCAACUCGGUAAAUUGUGCUACUAAUUCACUUACUGUGUCUCUCUUGAUGUUUGUGCUUCUUUCAAUUGUCGGAUUUAAUUAAUUGAAUGCACUAACGGUACACGCGUUACGAGCAAGUACGUUUCUUCUCGUUAAUCGUACCUUUCAGACUAUUCCUUCUCAUUCAAAUAUCCCAUGCCAAACCUCACCCUUUCCCCGUCUUUUUUCCCGAUACUAUUUCUUCCUCUAUUCUACCUCUUCUUUGAUCUAUUUCUUCUUCCUUUUUCUCUUCCUUCGAUUUUGAAAACAGUACAAAACACACACGUAUACCGUUCAAAAGUAUCCAAACUCGUGUUUAUUUUUCUUGGUAAGAUGAAGAAUUUACACGUUUAAAAUUAGUUUUAAAUAGCCAAUAAAUGUGCAAUGAAAUUACUGACAAUACUUUACAAUACGAGACAAGUUUUUGUCUGAACGAAAAUCAGACGAGGAAAAUUUUUCUAAGUUCUAAUUAAUUCAAAUAAUAAUAUUUGAAGUCGUCGAUGAUUCGCGUUUUAGAUUUUAAUCACAGUAUUGAUCUACUUAUGGAUAAAAAAUUCAUAGUCUAAUAAUAAUUAUUGCUUUCGACAAUUAAUUUCUCACUAAUUUAUAUAUUUUGUCAACAUUGUUGGUAAAUAAAUUAAAGUUUCCUGAUACUUGUGAACGGUAUACACAUAAGCAGCGAAUAUGUUUGCAAGUUACUAAUUCUAACUAAAUUUAGAACACAGUGUUCGACAAUACGAAUUGUCCUUUGUAUAUAAUUUUCACAAUUCAUAUUUCAAUGUUCGGCGGAACUACAUACUAGAGAUGUGCGAAAAUCUGAAAAUAUCAGUGAAAUAUCUGGGAACGAGUAGAAAUAGUAGGUUGCUACAAUAUCUCAAUAUUUCUGCAUUAUGAAGUAUCUCAAUUUCUCAAAUAUAUUUAAUAUAAUAUAUAAUCUUCUUCUUUUUAUUAUUAUCAAUAUAUAAUAUUUUGAUCAUUAACAAUUAUGAUUUUCAAAAUUAUUAAAUAUAAUUAAUAAUAAUCUUUAAAAUUAUUAAAUGUAAUUAAGUUAUUAAAUCUUCCUAACACUAGGUAUAUGUACCUACGUAAUAGCAAAUUUCUUCUUCUUUAAUUUGAUUAGUAAUUAAUAAUUGACCGAUUAAUAAUUGAUCGAUGAUUGAUAAUUAAUAAUUUAAACUUCGAUGAACAAAUGAAAUAUUCGGAUUUUCGAAAAUUUCGAGAAUCUGAGACACGUUUUGGGACUAGUUUUGUUGAAUAUGACCAUUUUUUUUAUUUUUGACACAUUUCAGAAUCCUACAGUAUAAAAUGAAGAAAUUUCGGGAAAUAAAGUAAUCCCGAAAUGUAUUUCGGGUUCUCAAAAUUCUCGGAAAUUCUGAUAUUUUCUUGAAAUGCUUUUGAGACGAUUUUGAAAAUAUCUCAAUCUGAUCCGAUUUAAUAUUUCUAGAUUUUCGCACUUCUCUUUUACAUGGUACAUAUAUAUUUAUACACUUGCGUACGUGCAUGUGUGCGUAUUGUAACGCGUUUGCAAGCGUUUCAGACCAUAGGUUUAAUUUAAUUAAUGCAGUUUCAUCUGUGAUAUAUACGCAAAUUAGCUGGUAAUUGUAAACCAUAUCUGUAAUGUACUCAUUUUUUGAGAAGCGUGCAGUUUGCAUGCUGUAGAUGAAAUGAAAAGAAUCAAACAGAAAAUUA
Molecule: messenger RNA, 3770 nt
Organism: Frieseomelitta varia
Lineage: Eukaryota; Metazoa; Arthropoda; Insecta; Hymenoptera; Apidae
Product: alkaline phosphatase 4-like
Exons: 8
Coding region: 469-2145 (558 amino acids)
Biological process (GO): dephosphorylation
Molecular function (GO): alkaline phosphatase activity
Source: RefSeq, a predicted model, not a curated record